Molecule: messenger RNA, 4432 nt
Organism: Rubroshorea leprosula
Lineage: Eukaryota; Viridiplantae; Streptophyta; Magnoliopsida; Malvales; Dipterocarpaceae
Source: the annotation of a GenBank genome assembly
ACCGAGAAAGAGCAGAGACAAAGAGGUUCAGCCAACCCAGGCUGACCAUGCAAAUGACAGUACACUCCACUCCACUCCAUUAUGAGGGUGAAAAUGAUCCCCUCACUUUUCUCCCAGUGUCACCUUUAGUAGAACGGUCCUAUGGGAAUCCAGUAUUUAAGGAGAAAGAAGCAGACCGUGGAGGUGAUUUUGCUGAAUCAAGUAAUGUGUUUAGAGUCUACUCUUGGAGGCAAAUGGAGGACUUGUUUCAUACUCAAUUCUAUCGUUGUGAACCGGAAGUGUCUAUGGCAGACUUGUCGAGGUUAGCCCAAAAGCCUGGAGAGUCGUCUGAGGCAUUCCUUGCUAGAUUCCGGAGAGCCAAACUGAAAUGUAGAGUUGCACUACCAGAACAGGAAUUUACUAAGCUGGCUCAAAAUGAAGAUGUUCAAAAGAAAGUUGCAUCACAUGGAACCUAUUACAGUGACCCUCAUUUUGAACUUGAUGUGGCUGAGGUUGUUACAGACAAGCUUGUUGUUUGUCCAGACCAGCUUGUUGUUUGUCCAGACCCUGUCAGACCAACUCACCAGCCUGAGACGUCUAUGAGAUGUUAUGUUGGUGAGGCUGGAAAACAAUAUACUUUUGAUGUGUCAAAAGCUAGUGAUAUAUUCGACCACCUUAAAAAGAGUGGUCUGGUUAAGCUACCGCCAGGACCUAAAAUCCCGACAGUGGCUAAAAUUGGAGUUAGAGAUUAUUUCAAAUUUCAUAAUUUUUGGAAGCAUUCUACUGAUAAUUGUCUUAUUUUUCAUAAUGUCUUGCAAGAAAAUAUUGAUAAGGGUAUCUUGAAAUUUCCAAACAAAGCGAAGGAAACCAUGGGAGUGGAUGCAAACCCUUUUCCAGCUGUGUUUGUCAACGUGAAUGUUGCAGGCCUUAGGAGUGUUGCUAGAAAUCGUAGUCUGCCUUAUGCUCAAAGGAACCUUGCUGCUGAAGACUUGAGGUGGGUUCUUAAGGCACAGAGAUCCAGACAUAGCAGAAGCGUCAGGUCAGACCAACAGAGGCUCGGAGGGCAAGGAAGGAUCAUUGUGACCAGGAACUUCAGCCCAAAAGGUACCAGACGUUACUCAACUGGUACUAGGUCUCCAAGGAUGGCCAAAUUGCCACUCAGGUCACCUUCCAAACGAUGGGAGAAAGUCGAUCAUCCCAAGUUUCCAGCCCAGAAUCCCAGAACCUUGAGGCGCAGACUACAACGCAAGAGGGCUGAAGAGCGGAAAAGGCAACAGCAACAGAUGGAAGCUAAGGGAAGUUCAUCUCGUAGACCACGCCAACCUACAAAAGGGAAUAUGGUGUGGAUGAGAAAAGAGAAAAAGGAGGUUAAGGAGGAGGAACCAAUCGUCUGUGAGUUCCCAGAACAAACAGAAGAAGAGGUAAUCGUUGUUCCAACUCAAGAUGAUGAAGAGGAGGACAUGGCUGACAAAAUUGUGUUUGAAAAACCAGAAGAAAAGAUGGCCAGACACAUUAGGCCACUUUAUAUCAAUGCUCACAUGGAUGGGACUCCAAUCAGCCGUGUCUUGGUGGAUAAUGGAGCUGCAGUCAAUGUCCUUCCAACUUGCAUGCUCUACAAAAUAGGCAAGUCUCUUGAUGAUUUAGUGUAUACUGAGGUUACAAUUAGUGAUUUUACAAGAGGGGUGAAUCGUUCAAGGGGUGUGCUGCCUGUUGAAUUAACAGUGGGAAAUAUGGCACUUAUGUCUGCAUUUUUGGUGGUGGAUACUGUUGCUACUUACAAUGCACUUUUGGGGCGUGACUGGAUUCAUUCAAGUUGGUGUGUCCCUUCUUCACUUCACCAGAAACUGAUUUUCUGGAAUGGUGGCAAGGCUGAGGUCGUGUCUGCAGAUGAUAAGCCUUUUUCAGCUAAUACUCACCUGGUAGAGGCUAGAUAUUAUGAAGAAAACAUUGGUACCAUUCGAUCUUUUGGGAUGGAUGGACAUGGGAAACCGAUUGGGAUAACAGUAUGCAGCAGACCGUCUUUGUCUAAACGUGCUGUAGAGGAACAAGCUCGUCAGAGACAGGAAAGAGAAAAGGCUGUGUUAGAGAUAACAAAGAAAUUAGCGGCCUAUUUUGCUGAAAAAGUAGUUCAAGUAGACAGGUCUGAAAUUGUUCAUGAAGGUGAGGAGGCAGACCGAGGUGAUGAAAUAACUUUGGAGGAGAUGGAUCUGGCCCCAACCAAAUUGGAUGAUUUAAAAGUUGAAGUUCAAGACCCACUAGAGGAGAUCAAUCUAGGGUAUGCAGACUGGUUGUCAAAUGUAAUGCUUGUGCUGAAAAAGAAUGGAAAAUUAAGAGUCUAUGUUGAUUUUCAAAACCUGAAUUUAGCUACACCAAAGGAUGAGUAUCCUAUGCCAAUUGCAGACUUGUUGGUUGAUGGAGUAGCCCGUCAAAAAAUUCUAUCUUUCAUGGAUGGUCAUAGUGGGUACAACCAAAUUUUUAUUGCAAACGCAGACGUUCUUAAGACGACCUUUCGAUGCCCAGGUGCUGUUGGAACUUUUGAAUGGGUUGUGAUGCCAUUUGGUCUGAAGAAUGCUGGAGCUACUUAUCAAAGAACCAUGAAUGCAAUUUUUCAUGAUAUGAUUGGUAAAUUCAUGGAAAUCUAUAUUGAUGAUGUUGUGGUGAAGUCACAUGGCGAAGCAGACCACCUGGUCCAUUUGAGGAAGGCUUUCGAGCGGAUGAGGCAACAUGGCUUGAAAAUGAACCCACUAAAGUGUGCCUUUGGAGUGUCUGCGGGUAACUUCCUUGGGUACUUGGUGCAUGAGCGUGGUCUGGAGGUUGACAAGAACAAAGCCAGGGCUGUGAUUGAGGCGAAACCACAACAGAACAAGAAGGAGUUGCAAAGAUUUCUUGUCCAAGUUAAUUUUUUACGACGAUUCAUUUCUAACUUGGCUGGGAAAACCAGAGUCUUUUCUCCUCUGUUGAAACUCAAGUCUAAGGCAGAUUUUAAGUGGGAAGAGCACCACCCGUGGGACUCACAGCUAGUCUUGAAGCAAUUGUCUGGUGAGUACAAAUGUACUAGCCUUGCCUUAGCCCCUUAUUUUGCCUUGGCUGUGAAAUUACUAGAAGAGUUUGACGAUGUGUCCAUCAGACAUGUGCCUAGAGACCAGAAUUAUGAAGCUAAUGAAAUGGCCCAGAUUGCUUCAGGUCUACGAAUCCCUGAAGGUGUAAUGCAGAAGGUUAUAAUAGUUGAAAAGCGCAGUAUGCCAUCAAUUCAUCAACGUGGCAUGACAAUUUCUACCUGCAGCAUUGAUGUUACCCAGACAAACUGGCACUUUCCAAUUAUGCAGUACCUUAAGGACCAAAACGCUAAGGUAUCUAAGAAAACCAAAAUGCAAGCUCUUAAUUAUGUUUUGGUUGAGAAUGUGCUUUAUAGGAGAGGCCAUGAUGAACUACUGCUGCAUUGUCUGGGUCCAGAUGAAAGUUUCCAGAUGUUGUCUGAUGUCCAUGAUCGGAUUUGUGGUGCACACCAGGCUGGGAACAAGAUGCGCUGGUUAAUUCGCAGACAUGUGGCAACGGAUUAUUUUACCAAAUGGGUGGAGGCUAAACCAAUGAAGAAGGUAGACCAAUCUGAUGUAAUCAAGUUCAUCAAAGAGGACAUUAUUCACAAAUUUGGUCUACCAGAAACAAUUACAACAGACCAAGGCACAGUUUUUGUCAGCCAUCAAGUGGAGGCAUUUGCAAAGGAAAUGGAUUUCCGUCUGUUAAAUUCUACUCCUCAUUAUGCACAAGCUAACGGGCAAGCGGACGCUUCUAAUAAGGUGUUAACAGCUAGGUCUUUAAGAAUAGCAAUUCAGCAUAAUCUCCAGUCUGGGGAAUAUGACGAGGCUAUGAUGCUUGAGCUUGAGGACCUUGAAGACACACGUUUGGCAGCUUUGGAUAGAUUGCAAGCUCAAAAACUUAAAAUUGCAAAGUCUUACAACAAGAGGGUAAAAGGUAAAAAUCUGGCAGUUGGUGACUUGGUCUGGAAAGCAAUUUUACCUUUUGGCAAGAAAGAUCAUAGAUUUGGGAAAUGGUCCCCAAAUUGGGAAGGACCAUUUCGAAUUCAUGAAGUGUUGAGAGGGGGUGCUUAUUGGUUGGAGUCGCUUGAUAGAGAGCUUCAUCCUAGAAAAAUCAAUGGAAUUUAUCUCAAGCCUUAUUAUCCCAUAGUCUGGGAGGCAAGAGGCUUAGAGUCCCAAGAAGCUAGCAAGUUUGAUCGAGCGGCCAUGACUGGCUGUGGAUGGCUGGAUGCGCUCAGACAAAGUCAGCUAUGAAAAAGUUGGGAAUACUUGCUGCAAUCAUCUUGGGAUUUAGCAGAUUUUGCACGUGGCCUUUGAAGUCUGAAAGGUAAUUUAAAAUUUAAACACUUGGAUUUAUUCCCAUAAAACCAAGUGUUGGGGGGCAUUGUUUACACCUAAAAUAAACCAAUAGGGUAAGG